CAGAAAAACAAAAAAAGAAGACUAUUAAUAAAGAGAAAGAUGAGGUAGCAGAUAAGAAGAGUGAAAAAGCUAUUGGGAAGAAUAUAAUCAAUAGUGAGGAGAAUGAGGUAGCAGAAGUGGAGGGUGAGACAGCAGAAGUAGAAAAUGAGUUCGAUAAAGAGGAGAGUGUGAUUGAAAGUAAAAAGAGUGAGGUUACAGAUGAAGAUGAUGAAAAAAAAAGUGAAGCUGAAAAUGUGUGGAAUGAUAGCAAGAAUGAAUGGUAUGAAAAAGAAGAAGAUAUCGAUUUGGGAGAUAUAGUACAACUUCGAUUUGGAAGAUGGUUCCAUAAAUAA
Ambispora gerdemannii is the source of this 332-nucleotide messenger RNA. NCBI's taxonomy places the organism in Eukaryota, Fungi, Glomeromycota, Glomeromycetes, Archaeosporales, Ambisporaceae. The record is from the annotation of a GenBank genome assembly.